Molecule: messenger RNA, 999 nt
Organism: Momordica charantia (bitter melon)
Lineage: Eukaryota; Viridiplantae; Streptophyta; Magnoliopsida; Cucurbitales; Cucurbitaceae
Molecular function (GO): zinc ion binding
Source: RefSeq, a predicted model, not a curated record
AUGGAGUAUGAAGGUGGGGAUGAUGAGAACCAUGAUACUGAGUUCGAUAAUGAUAGUGAGAACCACGAUACCGAGUUCGAAAACUAUGAUGAUGUUGAGAACAAUCAGGAAGUAGACCUCGAGGAUGUAGCCGCUCCAUCUUUGGACCUCUUGACCGAAGUGCACACAGUUAGUACGAAUGAACUGUCUGCAACUGGUCAAGCUUCUUGCUUAAAGUAUGCAUUCAUGGCUCUAGGCUGCUCAAUAAGAAGCUUCAGAAGUUGCAUUCGACUUGUGCUUGUCAUUGACGGUGCACAUCUAAAGGGGAAGUAUAGAGGUGUGAUACUUAUAGUCACUCCUGUCGAUGGGAAUAAUCAGAUAUAUCCACUAGCAUUUGGAAUUGUGGAUAAGGAAAAAGACAACUCAUGGAUUUGGUUUUUGGAGCAUGUCAAGGGUUGUAUUGGGGACAUUAGUGGAUUGAUGAACUUGAACGAUAAGUUCAAUUUUAGGACCGAGGAUGUGAAGAGGCUGUACAUUCAAGCAGCUACGGCGUUUAAGAAGUCUACGUUCAGAUAUUGUUGGAACCAACACGCAGGAUUACCAGAAGUUCAGAAGUAUCUAGAGGACAUCGGAUUCGACAAAUGGACACGUGCAUAUCAACCCGGACUGACGUACAACCAAAUGACGACUAACAUUGCGAAGUCCAUGAAUGUCGUACUUGUUCAUGGACGGGCAUUGCCGGAAGCUGUGGAGCAGGCCCGACGGCAUGGAGUUAACCCUAUCAACAAUUUUGAGUACGAGGUACACAACGGUAGUAGUAAAGUGCGUGUCAAUCUGAACACUAGGACUUGUACGUACAAGCAGUUUGACUACUACCAGAUUCCAUGCUCACAUGCUGUUGCUGUGGUCAUGCAUCGUAAUGUAAAUAUAUACACAUUACGUUUGCCGAAGUAUAAAUUGGAGACGCUUAUUAUUGCCUAUUCCAAGCCAGUAUUUCCCUUGGGUGAUGAGGAGGAUUGA